Paramecium pentaurelia is the source of this 240-nucleotide messenger RNA. Lineage: Eukaryota; Ciliophora; Oligohymenophorea; Peniculida; Parameciidae. The record is from the annotation of a GenBank genome assembly.
AUGAGGAGAGAAGAUGCUUAGGAUGAUACUAUUCAUGAAGUUUUAUCUAAUUAUGAAUAUUUUAAGGGAGAGGUUGCUAAAGGGAUGAAAUACGGAAAGGGAGAAUUGAGAUUUAAAAAUUAAAAUUAUUUUAUUGGAACAUUGAUUGAUGAUUUAAUUUGUGGAUCUGGAAUUUUUUAUUAUUAAAGUCAUGGUGUUGAAUGCAUAUGGAUGAAUGAUAAAUUCAUAGCUGAACAUUGA